Messenger RNA from Nerophis ophidion (straightnose pipefish), 13359 nucleotides. Its product is annotated as collagen alpha-1(I) chain. The record is from RefSeq and is a predicted model, not a curated record. The transcript is spliced from 63 exons. Lineage: Eukaryota; Metazoa; Chordata; Actinopteri; Syngnathiformes; Syngnathidae. Gene Ontology annotation, molecular function: extracellular matrix structural constituent. The coding region runs from base 41 to 4786 and encodes 1581 amino acids.
AGGCGCACACCGGUCGGUCUGCAGCGUCUUCUGCACAAUCAUGUUCUAUCAUCUGGGAUGCUAUCUGCUCCUGGGAAGCUUGCUGAUGGAUUUAGAAGGGCGGCAUGCUCAGGGUCAAAGACGGCGCACAGAAAAGCAAAACGAGCUGUGGCGACGAGGAGGUUUCCGAAGAACCGGGGCUGUGCCCUCACGGACCAAUGGUAGAGGUGCAGCGAGGGUCUAUGUCGUGGACGAAGACACAGACUUACUGGACCUGAUCUCGCCAAUUGGUGGACGAGUCAAUCCUUCUUGGAAUCGACUGAAGGGAAAUCAAAAAGAGAAGCUUGGCGUGCCUUCAAAGCAUUUGGAUGACAACAUGACUGUCGAUAAAAAAGUGGACUCCGGUUGGGGGACUUCAUCCACGAUCCCAGGGAAACCCUCCGAUGACGUUAUCAUUCUCGACACAGGAAAUAACUCCAAAAAGUCUUUUGUGGAUUUGACUUCUCCGCCUAAGAUCCCCCUUGAUCCUGAGACCCACAUUGACUCGACUUCACCAAGGGAGGACACUGAUGAACGGUCCAGCUUUGUCUUACCUUCAUCUCAUGUGAUCCACCAGAAUCCAUCAGUCAACCAUGGACAUGUCGGACAGAUCAGCACACGGAACACCACUGACAUCCACCAUCUUCAUAAGCGCAAAGGAGAACUACCAAAAAGGAGCCAAUCUGGAAUUAUCACCAUCGUAUCUAAAGAUGGAGAUCUGGUCCUCGGCUCCGAUGGCAAGCUGUAUCGUCUCAAACCUGGACCACCGGGCUUUAUGGGUCCUCCCGGGCAGGAAGGCUUCCCUGGAGAACCUGGCGUGCUUGGGUUCAAAGGGGAUAAGGGGAAGAUUGGCCCUGAAGGGAGUCCAGGAAAAAGGGGUGACGUAGGACCGGCAGGACCACCAGGUCUACCAAGCCUUUACCUUUGGAGGAACACUGCUGAUGAAUGGGCUGCCUUCCAGAAAACCAAUUUCUACCAGUUGCUGUGUGCUGGUUGGCCCACCGAAAAAGGUCAUGUUGGACCACCUGGAGAGAUUGGCAAGACUGGCAUGCGGGGCACUCCUGGUGAACCAGGGGAACGCGGGCGACCAGGGAUGCCAGGAGAAAUGGGGGAGCAAGGACCUAGGGGCCCUCGAGGAAAAGCCGGGGCCCCGGGCAGAGACGGGGAAAAUGGAGAAGAUGGACAGCCUGGGUCACUUGGUUUCACGGGGUUACAGGGCCCUUGGGGUUACCGGGGUGAGCGAGGGUCCAAAGGGGAAAACGGUGACGAGGGUCUUAUGGGCCUAAAAGGUCCCGAAGGGAAAACAGGAGAGCCGGGCGACAAGGGUUCAACUGGUUUACCAGGACCACCUGGUCCUGUUGGGCUCAGGGGGGCUCCUGGGAUCCGAGGUGGUUAUGGUCCAGAAGGCCAACGUGGACCUGAUGGGGAGCCUGGACUGGAUGGCCUUCUAGGUUUGCUGGGUUCACCGGGUGCGCCGGGCUUUACAGGACGUGUCGGAGCUCAAGGAGUCAAUGGCUCAAGGGGGGACAUAGGCCCUGCUGGCAGUGUCGGCCGCAAAGGCCCACAGGGGCCCCCAGGUUUGGACGGACAGGUGGGGCCUCCAGGUCCCAGAGGUCCCCAAGGAACUCAGGGACUGAGCGGUGGACCUGGGCCUAAAGGCGAUCCUGGGCUGGUUGGCGUCAUGGGUAAACGAGGUGAACCUGGCUUUGAAGGGCAAGUGGGUGCACCAGGGCAGCCGGGUCCACCAGGUUUCCCUGGAGCGACGGGUCCCUCUGGCCCAGAUGGAGACAAUGGGAUCCCAGGACCUAAAGGAGAUAAAGGUUUUCAAGGGGCAGCUGGAAUUAGAGGUCCCCAGGGCGAGAGGGGCCCCGCCGGUUUUCCAGGUUACCUUGGGGUCAAGGGCCAACCAGGCCCUAAAGGCAUUGAGGGUGGUAAUGGUGAACGUGGACUUCAAGGCCAACAGGGCAGGACCGGAUUAAAGGGAAACAAGGGACCAGUUGGUCGAAAUGGCAAAAGGGGACCCAGAGGGAACAAGGGUCGACCGGGACAAAGGGGACAAAGCGGCCAACCAGGACCAUUGGGUUUGGCGGGUAACCAAGGACCAGUGGGACCUGAAGGAAAGCCUGGUACACAGGGUACCCCGGGUGCUGCUGGCCUUGCGGGUAAUAUAGGACCCAUGGGUUUUCAAGGAAUUUCUGGAGAAAGAGGACCUGAUGGACAACCAGGUUCUAUGGGCCCACCAGGGCCAUCGGGACCGCAGGGCAUGCCUGGAGUGCCAGGAGAAAAGGGUUUUACAGGAAAGCCCGGCAUGGAAGGAUUACAGGGCCCGGUUGGCAAGUAUGGUACAACAGGCAACGACGGCAUGCGUGGGCAACCAGGUCCUAUCGGAGAGAGGGGAGAGACAGGUUUGCGAGGUUUUCUGGGUCCCGUUGGAAAGCCAGGACUACCGGGUCCGCCAGGACACCCCGGGGAGAAAGGAAGACAGGGAUCGCAGGGUAGACCUGGGGAUGACGGACUCAAAGGGAUCCAGGGGGCACCGGGUGCUACGGGGCUACCGGGUGACGAUGGAGCCACUGGGAAACCUGGACCCAGAGGAAGCAAUGGACCUCCUGGACCUCAGGGGCCUCAAGGGCCAACAGGAAUCUCAGGCAUCCAGGGUGCUGCUGGGUUAAUAGGAGGAGCGGGAGACAGAGGGGACAAGGGUUUAGCUGGCAUAGGUGGCGAUGCUGGCCCUUUUGGACUAGACGGAAAACAGGGUCUCCUGGGCCACACAGGCGAUGAUGGACCCCCUGGAGAGAAAGGAGACCUGGGAGAUCCCGGGCCUCGUGGAAAACCUGGUCCUUCAGGGUCACUGGGAGAGAGAGGACUUGCUGGACUAAAAGGGUUACAGGGGCCACCAGGGUCUCUUGGCAACGAGGGAGAUGUCGGCCAUCCAGGAGAAGCAGGAGAGCCUGGUUCUAAAGGAAAUAAGGGAGAGGUGGGACUUCAAGGGUUCUCUGGUCCUGAAGGAACCUGGGGAGAACUUGGAAAAAACGGAGAAAGAGGAGCAAAAGGAGAAAAAGGCAACAUUGGAUUAAUGGGUGAACCGGGACUGAUGGGUGAAGUUGGCCGUGCAGGUCUGACGGGGUUAGAGGGAAGUACUGGAACCCCUGGAACGCAGGGACCAAAGGGACUUGACGGACUGAAGGGGGACUCUGGGAGCUUUGGAGAAACCGGACCUCCUGGGUCAAGAGGCCCCGUGGGAGGACCUGGACCGCUGGGUGUCAGGGGAGACACUGGCAAGCUGGGACCCCCAGGUCUACUCGGACAGGUUGGUCCUAAAGGUCACCAAGGAGCAAAAGGGGGACCAGGACAACAAGGCAUGAAAGGAGAGUCAGGAGCUCCAGGCAAUCCAGGGAAAGAGGGAGAUGCAGGCUUAACAGGCAUUCAAGGUCCGCCAGCUUUGACUGGUCUUGAGGGCCCUCCUGGAGAAAUUGGACCUCAUGGACCCACAGGUCCCCUCGGGAAUCCUGGAGUGCGAGGAAGACCAGGACCUGAAGGCAAGCAGGGCAAUAAAGGCGAGAAGGGAGAUGAUGGCAAGAGUGGUUCGUCAGGAAAGACCGGUCGUAUAGGGAGAAGGGGAAAACGAGGGAAACUUGGAGUCAGAGGGACCAGGGGUAUGAGAGGACCAAAAGGUGAAAAGGGAGAAACAGGACUACCAGGACAUCUUGGCUGGCCAGGAAUGAUUGGCGUCCCUGGUUUACGUGGCGAUGUGGGGGAUCUCGGAGGAAAAGGAAAAGAGGGUGAGAAGGGUGACAUGGGCCUACCUGGACCACCCGGACUUGAUGGCCCCAAGGGUAUCCGUGGGCCUGUUGGGUCGCCAGGUGAAGUUGGUCUCCAGGGAGAGCAGGGAAAUAUUGGUUCACCGGGACCGAGGGGCACAACAGGCACACCUGGAUUACCUGGCAUGUUUGGGUUGAAGGGUUGGAAAGGUUAUCAAGGUUCUCCUGGUCUUCCUGGCAGAAGAGGCCUCCCAGGUCCACCUGGUUUUCCUGGAUUACCAGGACCAUCUCUAAACAUGACAUUGACAGAACUCAAGGAACUAAUGCAUGUCUCCGAUAAGCCCAACUUCCAUUUGAUCCAGAUUCUUCUGGAUUCACUAGAGCAGGAGCUUCGACGGCUGGUGGAUCCUCCUGAUGGCACCAAAGAGCACCCUGCCACCACAUGCCAAGAACUUUUGCUCUGCCACCCGGAAUACAACAGUGGCACGUAUUACAUCGACCCAAACCAAGGGAGUCCUGCUGAUGCUCUGCUGGCCUAUUGCAUCUUCUCCAGCGCCCCAACACAAACCUGCCUUCAUCCUCAACCUUCUCAGCUGCCCACGAAAGCCUGGAUGGAGGAUUCUUCUGCUGACGGCUCUUUCCAGUGGCUCAGCCGGUUGGACCAAGGCUUUCACUUCGAUUAUCCAGGUGCCAGCGUGGUCCAGAUGCGAUUCCUCAGGCUGCAAAGUAGCACGGCCACACAGAAGAUGACCUACUCCUGCCACCCAGGACACAUAUUGGGUCAGUCGGAAAGGGACAUCAAAUUCCUCACUGAUACAAGACAGCAAAGUUUCCUGGGAGCGGUUCAAGACUGUGUGGCUGCUGAAAAUGAUGUUUCUGGAGUCCGAGAAUCCGUGUUUGAGUUUGAGGACCUCAGCCUGCUUCCCCUGAGAGACGUGGCACCGAUGGGAGGUGGAAACUUUUCACAUCAAUUCGGCUUCAGUGUCGGACCAGUUUGUUUUAGUUAGGAUAGUUUGACACGCGGGGCCAUCCCAGAAGACAAAUGUCUCAUUUCGCUUCUGAGAAUGACACUUCUUGUUUUUCUGCUCGGGAACAUCAUCUCUCCUUUUCUCAUAGAGAACUGUGUUGUUUACAGACACUCUAAAACUGUACGGAAUAAUUUAAAAUGUCUUGUUUUUAAGUUUCCAAUGCAUUGUUUGACAUAAUGUAUAUAAGGUGUGUAUCACAGUUAGCCUAUUUUGAGUAUGCCACUUACAAAACGUUUGGGGUAUUCAUUCGGCCGUCGGGUUGAAAGUUCAGGAUGAACCUAAAAAGUUAAACCUAAAAAAAACAAAUUCUUAAAAACCUCUAACACCAAGUCAAGUUCUACACCUGCAUGCAGGCCCUCAGAGGCAAAUUGUAAAUAUUGUCUAGGUGGCAUUUGAUUGCAUAACAAUUACAGUCAUGGUCAAAAGUUGACAUGCACUUGUAAAGAACAUAAUUUCAUGACUGUCUUGAGUUUCCAAUAUUUUAUACAACUCUUGUUUUUUGUGAUACAGUACUUGUUGGUCAUGAAGUUUGGUUCUUUUAUGAAUUGAUUAUGGGUCUACUGAAAAUGUGACCAAAUCUGCUGGGUCAAAAGUAUACAUAAAGCAAUGUUAAUAUUGGGUUACAUGUCCCUUAACAAGUUUAUGUCAAAACUAGGACUAUAGGAUAGUUUGUUUUUCCAACGCAAAGGGAAAUUGGCACGAGCCAGGUGUGAACGUGAUUACAUAUUUAUUUAUAUUCUAACAAAACUACAAAAAGGCAAACAAAUGGCGCGCACAAUGGCGGCGAACAAACUUGACGAAUAAAAACAAAAGACUAGUAAAAAGGCUACCAAACUAUAAACAUGAACAAAAACACUUGCACUGUGGCAUGAACAACAAAACUUACGUGGCGUGGACAGAACGAACAGCAUAGCAUGGCAUGAAGCAGAUGAGGAAUAUGGGUAUGUAUGAAGUUGCCAGGCUAAACACUAGGCAACUGUGGCUUAAAUACUUGCAGUGAUAAUUUACCAGCAGGUGUGAAAACUGAGGACAGGGGCGUGAUAUCAGGGAAAGGUGAAAAUCAAUGAGUUGCUAUGGAAACAAAGAAAACAAGGAAGUGCAAAAGCAAGAACUGAAUGUCCAAAAAAUAACCAAACAUGACAAAAACAAAACAUGAACUCUGGGCGUGACAGUUUCACUGCAAUAAGGCACUUUUAGUAGCCAUCCACAAGCUUCUGGCAGUCUUCUGGUUGGACUUUGGGAAAGCCAUUCUAAAACCUUAAUUCUAGCCUUUUGGCAUGUGUUUGGGGUCAUUGUCCUGUUGGAACACCCAACUGUGCCCAAAACCCAAUCUUCGAGCUGAUGAUUUUAGGUUGUCCUAAAGCAGGGGUAGGGAACCUAGGGCUGGCGAGCCAGAUGUGGCUCUUUAGAUGACUGCAUCUGGCUCUCAGAUGAAUCUUAGCUGACAUUGCUUAACGCGAUAAGUAAUGAAUAUUGCACCUGUUUGAGGUUUCCCAGCUGUCUUUCGGGGUACAGGAAGGUCGCAUUUUUGGUAAGAAUUAUUGUAUUUAUUAUUGGUUAGUUUCAGCAUAACAAUGUUAUCAAAUAGAAUAAGAGACUUAUUACACGCUAAAAAUGCUGGUCUUACUUAAAAAUUCACGCAUUUAGUUGUGUCCACUGUUAAAAAAAUAUUAUAUGGCUCUCACAGGAAUACCUUUAAAAAUAUUUGGCUUUCAUGGCUCUCUCAGCCAAAAAUGAUCCUGAUCCCUGUCCUAAAGAAUUUGGAGGUAAUCCUCCUUUUUCAUUGUCCCAUUUACUCUCUGUAAAGCACCAGUUCCAUUGGCAGCAAAACAGGCCCAGCGCAUUAUAGUACCGCCGUCAUGCUUGAUGGUAGGAAUAGUGUUCCUGGGAUUAAAGGGGAACAUUAUCACCAAACCUAUGCAAGCGUCAAUAUAUACCUUGAUGUUGCAGAAAAAAGACCAUGUAUUUUUUUAACCGAUUUCCGAACUCGAAAUGGGUGAAUUUUGGCAAAUUAAACGCCUUUCUGUUUAUCUGUCUUCUAGCGAUGACGUCAGAACGUGACGUCACCGAGGUAACACACCCGCCAUAUUCAUUUUCACAUUACAAACACCGGGUCUCAGCUGUUAUUUUCCGUUUUUUCGACUAUUUUUUGGAACCUUGGAGACAUCAUGCCUCGUCGGUGUGUUGUCGGAGGGUGUAACAACACUAACAGGGUGGGAUUCAAGUUGCACCACUGGCAAGAAAUCUGCCGCCAGACCCCCAUUGAAUUUGCCAGAGUGUCUGCACAUUUGACCGGCGAUGCUAAGACAGACAUGGCACAGAGAUGUAUGGAUAACCUGCAGAUGCAUUUGCAACGAUUAAGUCAACGAAAUCACAAAGGUGAGUUUUGUUGAUGUUGUUGUUAAUCAGACAUAUUUGGUCACGGCAUGACUGCCAGCUAAUCGACGCUAACAUGCUACGCUAAUCGAUGCUAACAUGCUAUUUACGCUAGCUGUAUGUACAUUUGAAACUAGAUACCCACAUUUAAUGCGAAACAAACACUUACCAAUCGACGGAUUUAAGUUGAUCCAGUGUCACAAGAUGCGAAAGUCCUGAUCGUUUGGUACGCACAUUUUACCGGCGAUGCUAAUAAGGCAGCCAUGCUAUGGGCCACUUCAUUAGGUACACCCACGCUGUGGCCGAAUAGCGUCAAUAGCUUUAAUUUCUUCUUCAAUUUCAUUUUCGCUAUCUGCUUCCAUACUCCGACCAUCUGUUUCAAUACAUGCGUAAUCCGUUGAAUCGCUUAAGUCGCUGAAAUCCGAGUGUGAAUCCGAGCUAAUGUCGCUAUAUCUUGCUGUGGUAACCGCCCUGUGUUUUCGAAGAUAGCGAAAAUAAGGCACUUUAAAGCUUUAUUUAGGGAUAUUCCGGGACCGGUAAAAUUUUGAAAAAAACUUCAAAAAAUACAACAAGCCACAGGGAACUGAUUUUUAUUGUUUUUAACCCUUUUGAAAUUGUGAUAAUGUUCCCCUUUAAAGGCCUCACCUUUUUUGCUCCAAACAGAUUGCUGGUAUUAUGGCCAAAUAGCUACAUUUUUGUUUCAUCUGACCACAGAACUUUGCUCCAGAAGGUCUUAUCUUUGUCCAUGUGAUGUCAGGACAAGGACAGCACAAUGACCCCAAACACACGUCAAAAGUAGUAAAGGAAUGGCUGAAUCAGGCUGGAAUUAAUGUUUUAGAAUGGCCUUACCAAAGUCCUGACUUAAAUGAAUGGACAAUGCUGCAGUAACACAUCCAUGUCAGAAAACCAACAAAUUUAGCUGAACUUCGCCAAUUUUUUCAAGAGGAGUGGUCAAAAAUUCAACCAUAGGUUUGCCAGAAGCUUGUGGAUGGCUACCAAAAUUGCCUUAUUGCAGUGAAACUUGCCAAGAGACAUGUAACCAAAUAUUAACAUUGCUGUAUGUAUACUUUUGACCCAGCAGAUUUGGUCACAUUUUCAGUAGACCCAAAAUAAAUUCAUAAAAGAACCAAACUUCAUGAAUGUUUUUUGUGACCAAAAAGUAUGUGCUCCAAUCACUCUAUCACAAUAAAAUAAGAGUUGUAGAAAUUGUUGGAAACUCAAGACAACCAUGAAAUUAUGUUCUUUACAAGUGUAUGUAAACUUUUGGCCAUGACUGUACACAGAAACACACAGCAGCUGGAUCGUGAUUUGUUCAACAAAUCUUACAUACAAACAGCCAAGAGACACGCUAGGAAAUUAAACAUUUUGAUUAAUGGGAAUAAAUUGAUACAAUUUCAUGGAACAAAUACAGUUGUACUUAGACUUGCGGUUAUUUUGAAAUAACAGCUGUCUCCAAGCUUGUUGUUACGAGUUACAAGCCUCCCCACCACUAGUUGCCGUUGCAAUUUUCAGAGUGAACCCGGUAAGACAGAACUUUGUUUUCCAACCAGCAUCUGAAGGGGUUUUCACAACAAAGGCCCACAUAGCGAUAGCAUAGACUCGAGGAUGCAGUUGGCAAUCACACUUUAAUCGUAUUUAACAGUAUUAAUAUCAUGCAAAACAAGUAUGUAACUCUGACACACACAUUGAGACUAAUGUUAGUCUCUUUUAUGUGAGAACUGGCUAAAUGAAGAGGCAAAUAAAUGUUACACAUCUCCACAAUAAAGUUGCGAGCAUACAUUUGAGUUACCAGCCUCCCCACCGCUAGUUGCCAUUGCAAUUUUCAAAGUCAACCCUGUAAGACAGAACUUUGUUUUCCAAACAUUGGAAGGAAGAAAGAGUGUGAAGGACAUUGCUGAGAAGAAGAGGAGGAGGAUAGUCAUUGAAUCCAAAAGUUUGUUAUUUUUCAAAUGCAUGCCUUGUGUUAACAUUGUGUUGUUUUGGUGUGGCCAAGAUCCGAUUUAAUUGGUUUAAAUUAAUUUCAGUGGGCAACUUUUUUUGAUUGAUUGAAACUUUUAUUAGUAGAUAGUACAGUACAGUACAUAUUCCGUACAAUUGACCACUAAAUGGUAACACCCGAUUAAGUUUUUCAACGUUAAUGAAUUCAUUGAUAUGAGAUACAAGUGUUCUGAGUUUCGAUCAAAGCUCCGUCAAAAAACUAAUUAAAGGCCUACUGAAUGAGAUUUUCUUAUUUAAACAGGGAUAGCAGGUCCAUUCUAUGUGUGAUACUUGAUCAUUUCGCGAUAUUGCCAUAUUUUUGCUGAAAGGAUUUAGUAGAGAACAUCGACGAUAAAGUUCGCAACUUUUGGUCGCUAACAGAAAAGUCCUGCCUUUACCGGAAGUCGCAGACGAUGACGUCACCCGUUGAUGGCUCCUCACAUAUUCACAUUGUUUUUAAUGGGAGCCUCCAACAAAAAGUGCUAUUCGGACCGAGAAAACGUCAAUUUCCCCAUUAAUUUGAGCGAGGAUGAAGGAUUUGUGUUUGAGGAUAUUGAUAGCGACGGACUAGAAAAAACCCCCCAAAAAACGCGAUUGCAUUGGGACAGAUUCAGAUGUUUUUAGACACAUUUACUAGGAUAAUUCUGGGAAAUCCCUUAUCUUUCUAUUGUGUUGCUAGUGUUUUAGUGAGAUUAAAUAGUACCUGAUAGUCGGAGGUGUGUGUCCACGGGUGUGUUGACGCCAGUGUCUCAGGGAAGUCGACGGCAGCAGUACGGACAGCACAAGCUCAGCUGAUCUCCGGUAAGAAACGACUUUUUACCACAAUUUUCUCACCGAAACCUGCUGGUUGACAUUCGGUCGGGAUCCAUGUUCGCUUGACCGCUCUGAUCCAUAGUAAAAUUUCACCUCGGGGAAUUUUAAACAGGGAAUCACCGUGUGUUUGUGUGGCUAAAGGCUAAAGCUUCCCACCUCCACCUUUCUACUUUGACUUCUCCAAUAUUAAUUGAACAAAUUGCAAAAGAUUCAGCAACACAGAUGUCCAAAAUACUGUGUAAUUAUGCGGUUAAAGCAGACGACUUUUAACUGUGUGUGUGCAGCGCUCAUAUUUCCUAACAGUCCGUGACAUCACGCAUACACAUCAUCAUUACGUGACGUUUUCAAGAAGAAACUCCUAGGAAAUUUAAAAUUGCAAUUUAGUAAACUAAAAAGGCCGUAUUGGCAUGUGUUGCAAUGCUAAUAUUUCAUCAUUGAUGUAUUUAAUAAACUAUCAGACUGCGUGGUGGGUAGUAGUGGGUUUCAGUAGGCCUUUAAACUUGUAAGUUGAGAUAGUAAUGUACUAGAAUUUAAGCGUUGAUGUAUGUCAGGGCUUCUGAUCACGUUUAAGCCCUCUGAGAACACUGCAAAAAGUCAGUGUUCAAAAACAAGAAAAAAAAAAGACAAAAAUGAGGGGUAUUUUACUUGAACUAAGCAAAAUUAUCUGCCAAUAGGACCAAAAAAUUGUUCUUGUCAAGGCUUUCCUAAACAAGUAAAAUUAGCUAACCUCAAUGGACCCCAAAAUACCUUAAAAUAAGUAUAUUCUCACUAAUAACUGUACUACUAUAUGAGUACGUAUUUUCUAUUUUUUCCAUUGAAAAUAAAACAGCAAUGGCUGUCAUCUGUUUUAAUAUGAGACACAAUUGUGUCAAAGUCAUGAUUUCUUUUUUUUACAUGCUCGAAAUGAGAAAAGAUUACUUUAAAAAAGUAGUUUUAUACUUGUGAGUGUUGAUGACACAGCUUUGCAACAGUUGAUUUUCUUGUUUCAAGCAUUUUUUACUCAACAUGGGUCAUCAAAUCUCAGCUACAAGCUGUAAUAUCUCACUGAGACCAUUUAGGACCAAAACCCUUAAAACAAGUAAAACACUCGAACAUAAAAUCUCAUGUAUGGCCGUGCAAGUCCCGGGAUGCCCGAAAUGUCCAUAACACACCCAGCCGAGUCAUUUGGGGAUGUGGAAUGUAAGUUGGAAAAGUCAGUAAAAGUCCCAAAAAUACCUACCCAGGUUCGAGUCCCACAAGUUCCGCCGCCGGCCGGGAUGCUCACAGUGUCCAGAACGCGCCCAACAAAGUCCUUUCCACGGGAAGGCGGGGAGAAAAGUGAGAAAAGUUGGUAAAAUGUUCAAAAAUCCCACCUGGGUUCGAGUCCCACAAGUCUUAAGACCUGUGCCACUCGAACUCAAACCCGAACCCGGGUGGGACUCGAACAUGGGUAGGUAUUUUGAAAUUUUUUUAGAUUUUUGCAGACUUUCCCAACUUUUAUCCCCCCUCCCUGUGGGACUCGGCUGGGUGCACUGCAAAAACUGAAAUCUAAGUAAGAUGAAAUAUCUCAAAUAAGGGUGAUAUUUGCCUAUUUUCUGUAUGAUAAGAUAAAUCUUCUCAUUAAGCAGAUUUUAUGUUAGUGUUUUACUUGUUUUAAGGGUUUUGGUCCUAAAUGAUCUCAGUAAGAUAUUACAGCUUGUAACUGAGAUUUGAUGACCUAUAUUGAGUAAAACAUACUUGAAACUAGAAUAUCAACUGUUGCAAAGCUGUGCCAUUAACACAUAUAAGUAUAAAACUACUUUUUUAAAGUAAUAAUUUCUUACUUCAAGCAUGAAAAAAAAAGUCAUGAUGCAAAGCGCAUAUCAUUAUGUCAACAUAAAGGCACUAGCAUUUACUUCAUUUCAGAAGAUUUUUCAACGUAUUGAGCAAAAAGGACUCAUUUCUUUUACUAUCAAGAAAACUACACUUAUUAUUAGUGAGAAUAUACUUAUUUUAAGGUAUUUUGGGGUUAAUUGAGGUUAGCUAAUUUUACUUGUUUUGGAAAGUCUUGACAAGCUGAAUUUUCUUGUUCUACUGGCAGAUAAUUUUGCUAAGAUCAAAUAAAAUACCCCUUAUUUUUUCCUUUUUUCUUCUUGUUUUUGAACACUGACUUUUUGCAGUGUGUGUUAUGGACAUUUUGGGCAUAACACUUGUGGGACUCAAACCUGAGUCGGUAUUUUGAGCAUUUUUGAGGACUUUUGCAGACUUUUCUCACUUUUCUUUCCACGUCCCGUGGGACUUUGCUGGGUGCGUUUUGGACAUUUUUCGCAUCCCCGGACUUGUGCGGCAGGACUCAUGGGACUGGAACCCGGGAAGGUAUUUUGGACACAAUUGGGACUUUUGAACAUUUUCUCCUCUUCUUCCCCGCCUUCUUGUGCACCAUUCCUGCGUGUGUUUUGGACAUUUGGAGAAAAAUAGAUUCAAGCAUGUUUUACUGAAUAUAGGUCAGAAAAUGUCGGAAACAAGCUGUUAUCUUACUGAGAUCAUUUAGGACCAAAACCCUUAAAACAAACACUAACAUAAAAUCUGCUUAGUGAGAAUAAUUAUCUUAUCAGACAGAAAAUAAGCAAAUAUCACCCUUAUCUGAGAUAUCUAAUCUUACUUAGAUUUCAGUUUUUGCAGUGAAGGCUUUGCUUGCUUGUUUUUGAUCCGAUACACAUGUCUAACUUGUGUCCAAAUGUUUCGCAACUUGUUCUCUAACAAGGUUUAAAAGUGCAUUUUAGCCUCAUCCUGAGAUUUCAACUGAAAGCAGAAUAUUUCAAUGUUUUGUCAGUAGUGUAUAGUUAUAAGAAACCCAUUGCUGCGCAUAGUACACUUUUCAAGGCCAGUUUCUUUUUAAAGGUGCUAACCACAUUUUUUUCGAAUGUCCACAUGUUUUAGUUCAACAGCUUUUUUGUUUCAGGAAUACUUGGUGCUCUUUUAUCAUCGUACAAAUUGUUGGGUUUUGCAUUGGUUUUUAACUGUACUUUAUGUUCUUGAUGUCUCAGGUAUGGUGUUCUCAACACGCCAUUUAGCUCACUCGUGUUGAAAUUGCAUUAACGCUGCAAUGUCUAAUACCAAACCCAAUUGAAUGUCCCUACUUUGUUUCUGCUCACUCAGUACCAAAUAUCUUGUUGCCAAGUAACCUCAGUGAAAAGGUAAUUACCUCAGAUUAUUGACACUGUUUGUGUUGGGUUUGUUGCCCAGGAGUAAAUAACCUGGUUUAGGAUAGAUCACUUUUCAAAGUGACACAUAUGGAGCCAGCUGUUUUUUCUAAGGUUCGCAAAAAACAAUAACCUUGAUAGGAAGUCAUAAAACGUUGCUUACAUUGCUGUUUUUUGUCUUUCCACUUUCAAAUAAAGAGGACCACUGCACUGUCAGCAAAAACA